ACAAACAACUCGCUGGAGCUGCUGAAGUUGGAAGGAAGUGACGGGGGGGAGUUUUGGAGAAAAGUUGAAGCUCCGCGGCCGGAGGGGGCGAAAAAAGACAGACGGAAAUGGAACGAAAAACACGAUAAAAAUCUCUAUCAAACCGCAAGACUUCACCGCCGACCCGGAAUCCGGAGAGAAAGUUCUCGCGUUCGGGCCGCUGUGGAGCUGAGAGGGCUGAGGAUGAGUGAAGGGGAGAAAUAAGUGAGGGCUGGUUCGGGGCAGCGGCGCCUGUUGUCUGAACGCGGUGUCUGAGAUUGAGAGUCUGUACUGUCGGCUUUAACUCCUCAGCAGAUUCAGGGGCGAUAGAGGAGAAAUGUCCCACUGCUGUGUUAAAUGAGCUGGGAGCGAAUUUCCUGAGCGGGUCUGUCCUCUUUUUGUAAUGUGCCCGAGGGAGAUUUCAGCAGCCUCGCUCCGAGUUUCCCUCGUCGUUGUGGCUCUGUUGUUGUGGAUGAGCGCCGCUGCUUCAGAGCUGAAGGUUCUGGUGCGCUUAAGCGGUGGUCAGAUCACUCAGGAGGUCUUAGAGGCGGACAGUGAGAGGGACAUCAUCACUCUGGAGUUCAAACAGGCCGAUGGAGCUCUGAUCACAUUCCUGGCCGAUUUCAAGCGGCAUGUGAAGAUUCUGCGGGCGCUUGUUCUUGGUGAGCCAGAGCGGGGCCAGACGCAGUACCAGGCCUUGUGCUUCAUCACCACGCUGGAGCAUGGGGAGAUCAUACCCAGCGAAGCCAUGGUCAGACUGAGACAGAAAAACCCUCAUGUCGUGCGGACAGCAGAGGAGAAUCGUGGUGUGGAGCAGAUGAGUAUGAAUGUGGUGAUGAACCUGACUUUAUCCUGGCAGCUCAGCUCCCACAUACACAACGUGUGCCGAGAUGCCCGAGACUUCGUCUACACACGCAAAGAUGAUGUCAAACACUGGCUGGAAAAGGGCGUGGAAGGCUCCAUAUUUGAGGAGCUGCCCCAGAAACUAGAGAGUCCAGACCUGCAGAGCUGCAGCUCCACUGCUGGCCCAUGGCAACCCUGCAUGUGCAGCUACACCUUGAGACUGGAGUGGUACCCAUGCAUGCUGAAAUACUGUCGUGGUCAUGGGUCCAGCCCCUACAAGUGUGGCAUCAGGAGCUGCAGCAAGGGCUACCGCUUUGACUUCUACACACCACACAAGCAGCUCUGCAUGUGGGAUGAAGACGGCUAAUGCUAACUUUGCUGUAACUAAUAAGCUCCUGUUAGCAUUAUCCAGAUAAGAUCAUGCUAACUGCUCCCGUGUUACCUUUGAUUCAUUGAGUCAUUAGAAACUUUCAGGUGAUAAUAUUUCAGCAGUGAUGGGAAAUAUCAAUAAUUAUGGCAGUUGUGGGAAAAUACUUAUUUGACAGUUGUGAGGUGGCUUUGAAUGCGUCUCAUAGUAGGAUGGCUCUGCAUUAGAUGGAGUCAAGUAUGAACAAAAUGCAGUAUUUUUGUUUUAAAAUAAGCUUGUCUUUUUUGAUUUCUUGAGUAAUGUCAGAAUACCUGGGAUCUAAAACAAAGAUAUGCAAUUGAGGUAUAUUUAGAGUACUUGAGUUCAACAAAUAAUAAUAUGAUUUGUUUAGUAGUUUAAAGCUCUUAAAAUGGUGACUUUCCCUUCUUUUUUUCUAGGGAGAUUUCCAUCACCAUUACCAUAUAGAUGUGUUCAGUGGUUCAUGUGGUCAGGGUUUUGACCGUGACUCGUAUAUCUUUGUGCGUUAACACCUUCUGCCUAAAGGGACAAAGGAUGUUUUGACUCGAGCCAUUAAGCUGGUUCUUUACCUUUUAUUCCCUGUUGUCACUACUGUGUAGCCUCAGGGCAGGAAGUCAUAUGAUCGUGGUGGUCAAAAGUUAAUUUCUCCCCUAGGGCAGAGCUAUUCUCACUUUUAUGUCUUACUCCUUGUUUAGAGUUCUGCAUGAAUUUUAUACCGUAGAAGUUAUGGGCAUGUAUUUUGAAUUAGCAUUUAUUAGUAUCUUUCUAGCUCUGUUAAGGGAAUAAUGUGUAUAGUGGAAUUCUUGU
Molecule: messenger RNA, 2053 nt
Organism: Colossoma macropomum (tambaqui)
Lineage: Eukaryota; Metazoa; Chordata; Actinopteri; Characiformes; Serrasalmidae
Gene: oafb
Product: OAF homolog b (Drosophila)
Exons: 4
Coding region: 422-1228 (268 amino acids)
Source: RefSeq, a predicted model, not a curated record